Salvia miltiorrhiza (redroot sage) is the source of this 2903-nucleotide messenger RNA. RefSeq names its product type I inositol polyphosphate 5-phosphatase 4-like. The transcript has 12 exons. Gene Ontology annotation, biological process: phosphatidylinositol dephosphorylation. The record is from RefSeq and is a predicted model, not a curated record. The coding region runs from base 662 to 2353 and encodes 563 amino acids. Lineage: Eukaryota; Viridiplantae; Streptophyta; Magnoliopsida; Lamiales; Lamiaceae. Gene Ontology annotation, molecular function: phosphatidylinositol-3,4,5-trisphosphate 5-phosphatase activity; inositol-polyphosphate 5-phosphatase activity; phosphatidylinositol-4,5-bisphosphate 5-phosphatase activity.
GCCCCUCGUUUGCAAGGCCUAGAGAAAUACACACACUGUGUGUAUAUAUAUGUGUGUGUGUUUUUAAAAAUAUUUUUUUGGGUUCUCCUUUUUCUCCCAUCUCUGCACUUUAUUCUCUUCAAAAUUCGAUACUUAGCUCUGUACUCACAACGAGGUUUUUGAGGAGAGAAACCAUACAAUACAACCUCCCAUUCUCUCACCCCUUCAACCAACAAACUUCCAUCUCUCUCUCUCUCUCUCUCUCUCUCUCUCUCUCUCUCUCAUAUGUAUAUAUAUAUAUAAAUAUUUGUACUGCAUUGUCCUCUCUCUACAUUCACAACCUCUCACUAUCUCACUGCACUCCUCACUUUCUUGAUUUCCCUUCCCUUCUUUUUCUCGCUCUGUGAUUCUUCAAACAACCAAAAACACAACCAACUUCUUUCUUCACACAAAUUCUUGAAAUUCGAUUUCCAAAUCAACAUGCCAAAAAACUGGGUUCUUCAUCACCUAGAAAAACACGAGUGCCCGAUUUCCGCUGCUGAAUUAUUUUUCUCUGUUUUUCAUCUUAUUGUUUUUGGAUGAAUUCGUUGAAUAAACAGGAAGAGAAAAAAUUCCAUCUUUUUUAGUCCCUUUUAUUCAGAGAGUGGAGAAAGUGUUCAAUCAUAUAUGAAUCGGUGAAACAAUGAGAGAUGGGAACUCGAAGAAAAGCAAGUUUUCAUGGCCGAAGACAUUAGUGAAGAAAUGGCUCAACAUCAAAGGCAAAACUGAGGAUUUUCACGCCGAUGACAUCAUUUCUGGAGGUGUUGAUGAAGAAUGGAGGAACAAUUUCAGAGAGAGGGAGGAGGCAUGCACUAUCAAGAAAAGCAAAACAGAGAGAUCAGCUAGACGAACCUCAGAUCGUCUCCGGAGAAGUAAGAUUGAUCUUGAGGCCUCCCAGCUCACAGAUGUGAAUAACUAUAGAAUCUUUGUGGCAACAUGGAAUGUGGCUGGGAAAUCUCCCCCUACUUAUCUAAAUCUUGAGGAAUGGCUGCACACCUCACCUCCAGCUGAUGUUUAUGUCCUAGGGUUUCAAGAAAUUGUUCCUCUAAACGCUGGCAACGUUUUGGGCACAGAGGAUAAUGGCCCUGCUAGGAAAUGGCUGGCGCUUAUUCGAGAAACAUUAAAUAGUCUACCGGGAAGUAGUGGCAAUUGUCGCACUCCUUCACCAGUCCCUGACCCUAUAGUCGAGUUAGAGGAUGAUUUUGAAGGGUCCAAUAGGGAGAAGGCUUCCUCUUUCUUCCAUCGUCGUUCUUUCCAGUCAUUGAGCCGUAGCAUGAGAGUGAUGGAGGAUGAUAGCUCAAUGUCCCAACCAAGACUUGAUCGUAGAUACAGUGUCUGUGAUCGGGCUAUCUAUGGGCAUAGUAGACCGAGUGAUUAUAGUUAUGAUCCGAAUGGGAGGGGGGAUUGCUCCUCGGAUGAUGAUAACGGGUUGAGUGAGUCACAUUGCACUUAUUCCUCACCCAUUCCAUACAAUGGUUCUGCUUCUAUGGAGGAUAGAGAUAGGCAUCCUGUUCAGUCGAGGUAUUGCUUGGUUGCAAGCAAGCAAAUGGUGGGGAUUUUUCUCACCGUUUGGAUUAAGAGAGAUCUUAGAGACGCUGUGCGGAAUCUGAAGGUUUCGUGUGUAGGUAGAGGCUUGAUGGGCUAUCUUGGAAACAAGGGUUCGAUAUCUAUUAGCAUGUCUUUGCACCAAACGAGCUUCUGCUUCGUUUGUAGCCAUUUGACCUCCGGAGAGAAGGAUGGUGACGAGCUGAGGAGGAACUCUGAUGUCAUGGAGAUUUUGAGGAAAACACGGUUUCCACGAGUUCAUGGUGUAGGUGAUGAGAACUCUCCUCAAACAAUUCUUGAGCAUGAUCGAAUCAUAUGGCUUGGGGACUUAAAUUACAGAAUUGCCCUUUCUUACCGUUGUGCAAAAACACUUGUUGAGAUGAGAAACUGGAGAGUUUUGUUAGAAAAUGAUCAGCUUCGUAUAGAGCAGCGACAUGGGAGAGUCUUUUCUGGAUGGAACGAGGGGAGGAUAUAUUUCCCUCCUACAUACAAAUAUUCAGAUAACUCUGACCGAUACGCUGGUGAGAAUAUGCACCCGAAAGAGAAACGAAGAACACCAGCAUGGUGUGAUCGUAUACUAUGGCACGGUCGUGGCAUCCAACAACUAUCAUAUGUUCGUGGGGAGUCUAGGUUCUCGGAUCACAGGCCUGUGUACAGUAUAUUUCUGGCAGAAGUCGAGUCCAUCAACCGCAACCGCAUCAAGAAAAACAUGGCCUAUUCAAGCUCAAGAGUUGAGGUUGAAGAAAUGCUGCCAUAUGCACAUGGAUAUCUUCAACCAAAUUUCUUCUAAAUGAAUUCACAUUUAGCUUCUUCUCAUGUGGUAGACCAUGAGAUUAGCCGCUGCCUCUCAACAAAAGGUUUUUGACUCUUGCAUGGAGUUCUAUAGUUCAAUGGCUGAUUUAUUAGGAGAGUCAUUCUUUGAUAAUUUGAGAUGAAAUGGUGGGAGACGAAGAUGAUGAUUCUCGACUCAUUGCUAAACCUAUGGUGCAUCCAUAACUUGGCUUCAAAGUGUAAACUCUCCCACUUGAAACUCUUCUCUCAUUAAUGAUUUUCUGCAACGAAAGUGGCAUCAAACAUCAAGAAAUGCAGAGAUUAGGUGAAAAAUCUCAGUCUUGCUCGUUGCAAUCGUAACUUAUGGGUUCAAUAUCAUACACAGUAUGCAAUGAAAACCAAGCUCAUUAGAUGUAGAAACUCAGAUAAUUGAAGGAGGAUUUGUAUACAUUAGAAAAUCAUGGCCUACUGUAGAUGGCUAUUUCAACUGUAAAUGGGUAUUGUAUUCAAAAACAUUUUUUUCUCCCAGAGCUAUUCUUUAAUUUAUCAAUGGUGUAUUUAUUGUUUCA